AUGCUUCAAAUAAAAGAGAGAAGCAAGUGCAGUCGCGCUGCCCCGCCGGGACCCGCGAGCUCAACUCGCUUCCACGCUCGGCCCGGCCAGGUGUCCGAGGACGAGCUGGUGUCCACGCUGAAGCAGCUGGUGGCGGAGAAGCUGAACGUCCCGGUGCGGCAGCAGCGUCUGCUGUUCAAGGGCAAGGCCCUGGCAGAUGGGAAGAGGCUCUCUGAUUACAGCAUCGGGCCCAAUUCCAAGCUCAAUCUGGUGGUCAAACCUCCGGAAAAAGCGUCGCUGGAAGACAGUGCUGCCCGGAGGCCUGGUGAAGUGCCGCCUGCACCCCAGCCCGCCUGGCCGCUGGUGGCCAAAGUGUUGGCCCGCCACUUCAGCGCAGGGGAUGCCAGCAGAGUCCUGGACCAGCUCCAGAGGGAUUAUGAGAGGUCUCUGAGCCGCCUGACACUGGAUGACAUCGAACGCUUGGCUAGCCGCUUCCUGCACCCCGAAGUGACAGAGACUAUGGAGAAGGGCUUCCCCAAAUAGGAUUCUCCGGGCGUGGGGAGGCAUCCCAUCAGGCCGCCAGCUGCAUGUAGCAUUAAAUGUCUUCUCCUCUGGCGAUGUGGCUCCUGAUGACGAUAGCCUCUGGGCGGCAGGGCCCAAGGCCGCCAUGGGUUCUUCAUAUGGGGUUGCUCCCUCAGGCCACACAAAAGGUGAGACAGCGAGGCUCCUGGGAGUGAGUGGGAGAGCCCGACAUGAGUUCUGUCUGCUUCUAGAAGUGCCUCAGGGUGAGGAGGGGAACAAGACUCUGGAAGGCUCCAAGGGUUAGGCUUGGGCAUUUCCACUUGAGCCUACAGAGAACAAACCCUCACAGCGCUCCUUCCCAAGCAUGGAGAAGCAGCUGGUCCUGCUGCCCAGCCCUGUCACCUGACUGGGCAGGAGACCAAGAGACACUCAACCUGGGGCUCGUGGCAGCAGCCACCAGCAAGUCUUCAGCAGAGCAGGCUGGGACGUGAGGGUGCACACGAGCCCAGGCAAGUCGACUCCCUCACCCCAUGGGCCACAGCUUCACCCUAGGUGUCCUUCACCACCCAGCCUCGAGUUUCAUGCACAAACAGGCCUCAGGCAGCACCCCAGCCAGGUAGAGUGCAGAGAGGCCACCCACUGGCUCCUCUGCUGUCCUCUCCCAGACCAGGGUGCUUCUUGCCUCUUAGGGGCAGGCUGCAGGUGGCUGGCAUCAGGCCACUCUGUGAGCAGCUCCAGAACUUGGCCUCGGCACCCCGCAGGCCCACAGCACGGCCGUGGACAGGGCUUCCACUCAGUGCACCCUACUGCCUGGGAGAUGCGGGGGGUAGGCAUACACAAGGACUGAGCAGCCCUGCCCCCCCGCCCCCCCACUCGCUGGGGGGGGCACCAGAGGCCAUCUAGGUGCCUGUUCCUCUUCCGAGGGCACCCUGGGCAGCAGAGGCUGAAGGGAGCCGCUGUGGGACGCCAGGAAGAGACACGCCGCAGGCGAAGGCUUUGACGGCAGAGGAAGCCCGCGCGCAGAGCCCGCUGCGCGCCGCCUGGCAGCUCGCGAGACUUCCCAGUGCUUUGCUUUGAGUCAGGAAAUGUGCGCUGAAAUUUCAAAUAGCUCUAAAGGCAAGUAUGAGCCUUUGACUUACCCAGAAGAAACUCCACCAGGCGACUCUGGCCUCCAGCGACUGGCUCACGCGUAAAGGAAACUGUUCAACAGUAAAGGAAGCGGAUCGGCUCCCAGCGCCGACAAGGCCACGCGCAGCGGCAGCAGACGCCUUCCCCAAACACCCGGUUCGUUCUGCCUCCCCUGCAUCCCGCGCUGCCUGCUUCGUCCUGGCCUCGCCACCCAAAGACAGCCGCCUGCCCCCGCAGACACCCAGCAAAUAAAAGCCGUCCUUUCCGUGCUCA
Molecule: messenger RNA, 1902 nt
Organism: Condylura cristata (star-nosed mole)
Lineage: Eukaryota; Metazoa; Chordata; Mammalia; Eulipotyphla; Talpidae
Gene: UBL4A
Product: ubiquitin-like 4A
Exons: 4
Coding region: 1-522 (173 amino acids)
Biological process (GO): post-translational protein targeting to endoplasmic reticulum membrane
Molecular function (GO): protein binding
Source: RefSeq, a predicted model, not a curated record